Bombyx mandarina (wild silkworm) is the source of this 1042-nucleotide messenger RNA. RefSeq lists its product as uncharacterized. The record is from RefSeq and is a predicted model, not a curated record. Lineage: Eukaryota; Metazoa; Arthropoda; Insecta; Lepidoptera; Bombycidae.
UCAUCUAAAAACCAGACAAGGCUGACAAUCACAUGACAACGUCAAUCAGCUAACAUGUCCGAAAAUGUUACAAUACUAUUUCAUCUACUAUUGCUUCAUAUUAACACAAUGCAUACACACUUACACGCUAACUAACCAAGAUCACGCUCUUAGAAACGUAAAGGAAAAUGAAGAUCCGAAAUACAAAGAGAAAAGAUUCCGUCGGGAUAAAGAUCUUGCACUUUUCAACCUUGAUGAUUUUAUAACUAAAGAUAACGAAGGAUCUUAUGAUUAUAAUUCAUACAACAAACGCAAUAACAGGCCUUCAAUGGGAAGCGAUUACAAUUACCUCUUAGAUGACCUUGGAAACAAAGUCGAAGACAGUUUGAGAUACAAGGAUAAGCCGGCGGAAUUAAACCCUGGCCCUUCUGAGUACGAGGAUAUAAUGAACAAUGGGUAUGUUGAUCUGGACGCAUUGUCUGAAAAUAAGGGCUUUGUUCUGAAUGAUGAUGAAUCGGCGAAUAAAAUGAGAAGUCGCGACGAUUUGCUUAUUAGUAGAAGUGAUGUACAAAGUACUGGAAAGAAAUGUGCAUUCAAAGAGAUGAAGAUACCGUUUUUUUUCCAUAAUAAAUCUCCAAAGAACAAAAAAGCCAAAAAAAGGAAGACUUGUGCUAAUUGCAAGAAGAACGAGGUGCCGAAAUCAACGAAAGCUACAACGACUGACAAAUCAAAAAGUAAGAGGUCACAAGAAUUUAAAAUAUGUCCCGUUUGCAAUAAAAGAUACAGUAUAGAGUUUGAAACAGAUUCGGAUAAGAUUGGGGUGACUCCAAAAAUGAUUCAUAACAGCAGGCAGUAUUUUGCAGAAAUAUUAAAGAAAGAUAACAAUAAGAGUCUACCGAAUGCCGAAGAAGAUUAUGACAAUGGUCUAUCUUUCAUAGACGAUAAAAGAUUGAAGAGAUAUAGCAGUGAAGAGAACAUUUUAAAAGAAUUAGAUGAAGUACAGAAGAAAGUUGAUAACGUUGAUAUAAAUUUACCUAAUUUUGAGAAACGUAACUUGAUUUAA